Eremothecium sinecaudum is the source of this 795-nucleotide messenger RNA. RefSeq names its product Rrp1p (gene RRP1). The coding region runs from base 1 to 795 and encodes 264 amino acids. The transcript has a single exon. The record is from RefSeq and is a predicted model, not a curated record. NCBI's taxonomy places the organism in Eukaryota, Fungi, Ascomycota, Saccharomycetes, Saccharomycetales, Saccharomycetaceae. Gene Ontology annotation, biological process: rRNA processing. Gene Ontology annotation, cellular component: nucleus; preribosome, small subunit precursor; preribosome, large subunit precursor.
AUGUCGAUCCAGGCAUCACCUUUAGUUAGAAAGCUUGCUUCCAAUAGUAGGAAGACCAGAGAGGAUGCGCUAGCCUCUUUGCGCUCCUUCAUCACCACAAAACAGUUCAGGACGCAGUCUCAGCUCCAGUUCGAUCAACUUUGGAAAGGUCUAUAUUACGCCAUGUGGUUUAGUGACAGACCAAGGCCACAGCAGCGGCUUGCAUGUCAGCUAGGUGAACUACAUCUUUUGUUCCUCGAAGGUUCUACAGACGUUGCUGUACGCGACAAGGCUUUUAUCCGUUUUUCACUAGCAUUCUGGAAAGUCCUGUGUCUCGAAUGGUACAACAUUGAUCACCACCGUCUAGACAAAUACCUCCUUCUUGUGCGUCUAGUAUUCUACCAUCAGCUAAAAUAUCUCCGUGAACGCCAAUGGGAUGAAGAGCUCGUGACCAAAUACAUCACUGCCGUGCUUCAAAAGCUGCCCCUCAGCGGUGAUACCAAGGUCUAUAAUGGAAUUCCCCUACACAUCAUUGACAUUUUUGCGGACGAGUGGGAGAGAGUUGCAGUUACGGAUGAAAGCGAAGAAGAUGAGCACAACUUUUCCGUCGAGGAGCAGCGUGAACUAAUCCAAAAGACCCCAAUAGCUCAAUUUAUUGCGAUAUUUGAGCGCUUAGCAUCUAAUACCGAUAACAGUAAGGUAAUUCGUAACAAGAUUAAAGAAGACUUUCUGCAAGAUCAGAGAUUCCGUGACUGGGAUGUGAUAUCAGAGGAACAGGAAGAGGAAUCAGACCCAGAGGAAUGGCAUGGAUUCUAA